AUGAACAACCUUUUAGUUUACAGAACGCUGUUAAUAAAAUUCGCGUUUUCGUCGUUACUAAUUUUCUUGCACUUUCUUUACGCGUUGUAUUCGUGGCUCGUCGAUCAGACGAUAUUCAAACAGCCGGAUCCUUGGCAGAAUCGUUCCAUCAACGGAUACAAAAAGUACCGGUUGAAAAAGUUGCCCAACCAUCUUGUGGUGUCCGUAUGCCAGGAGGAAGUUUUCUACGAAUAUCUGGCCAAGUUGCUUGCCUGGGCGUUGUUCCUAGAAGUACCUGUCGUCAGCUUUUAUCACAACGAAAACGGUAUAUCUCCAGAAGAAUUAUUUUUUGCAUUUAGAGAUCAAUACAGUAGUUUGUUGACAAAAGUCAAUUGGGGAUUAGAAUUCAAUGAGAACAUCAAAUUUGAAUCAAAAAAAUGUAUUAAUGGAUAUAAAUGGGAACCAAGAAUUGAAGUCAACAUAUUGACAUCUAAACAUUCUAAAUUACAAUUAGUAAACGCCUUGCGAACUGUGUGCAGCACAGAAGAAGAAUUCUCAGACACUUUAGUCGAGUUUGCGAUUAAUAAAACAUUCCCCAUGAUUGAGCCGGAUUUGGUUGUAAUCUGUGGCAAGUCGUGUACAACAUUUGGUUUAUUACCUUGGCACACUCGUGUCACUGAAUUUUUAACAUUGAAAACACAUUACAAUGUUACAUUUUUGAAGUUUUACAAAUUAUUGGAACAAUACAGCAGAAAUGAACAAAGAUUUGGAAAAUGA
Messenger RNA from Macrosiphum euphorbiae (potato aphid), 756 nucleotides. Lineage: Eukaryota; Metazoa; Arthropoda; Insecta; Hemiptera; Aphididae. The record is from the annotation of a GenBank genome assembly.